This is a messenger RNA of Rhizoctonia solani, 2289 nucleotides long. Its product is annotated as actin cytoskeleton-regulatory complex protein pan1. The record is from RefSeq and is a predicted model, not a curated record. The coding region runs from base 1 to 2289 and encodes 762 amino acids. Lineage: Eukaryota; Fungi; Basidiomycota; Agaricomycetes; Cantharellales; Ceratobasidiaceae. The transcript has 4 exons.
AUGGAUAUGAUGAGCCCUCCACGGUCGCUGUCUGAACUGGACGAUGUGUCGGACAGUGGGUCGAGCCUUGGGUCUGGGGACUGGACUGACCUGAGCUCUGCGCAUGCGGACGAUGCAUCUGACGAUGGACGCGAUGGUCGGCCUGUGGGUGUGCUGGGGCGGAUGAACGACGGGAGCGAAGAGGCAUGGACGACGGCAGAUGCUUUGUCAUCGUCGUCUGCGUCUGCCUAUGCAUCGCUCCAUGCACCCCUGAACCCAUUUGAGAGCGACGGCGAAAGCGAGCGUUCGGUGCGACCACUUCCAUCCGACACAAGACGCGAACUCGAGCUCAUCCUGCCCGAUCCCCUCGAGCGCUCCGACUCGACCCUCAACAUCGACCUCUCCUUCUCCGAUGCCGUUCUCGCCGCCAACCCCACUGCACUCGUCUCUGUCGCCGGCGCUUAUCCAUCUAUCGCCCAGCGCUCUGCCGUCGUCCAUGACGUCUUGCUCGCCAUUGCCAGUGCCGCACGUGCAUCCCUCGUCCGUGUCGAGUACUUCAACUUUGCAAGUCUUUCCGGUCUUCCCAGCCGUGUCGAGAACCGUCUUGCACCGGAAAAGGAAAUUGUGGUGCUUGUCCGAGACCAUACGGUGGCACCAUUGACUCACUCGAUCGAUGGGACGCCUUCUAUUCUUGUCGUAUUUACUAGCGAUGCCCACGAAUCCACAGUCCCCUCGAUUCACAAACACUCCAUCCUCAUCCCCGUUGUGCUCAGCGAGUCCCGCCCGGUCGUGCUCUUUGACGAACGAGAUGACCGCACAGACGAAACUUCUGUCGACAUGACCGAACUCACACGCCAAUUAUCUAAUUUAUUCACUUUUGAACGUGAUUCAGUCGCCACAACCCAAACCGCCGUCGAUGUCGCUGCCGAACUCGAGCGCGAAGACAAGCCUUUCGACUCGGACAUUCCCACUCAAGACCUUGACCUGGACAAUCAGUCGCUUGUCUCAUUCUACUCGGAAACACCUAGUGACCAUCUUCUUGACGACACAGUCCUUGUCCGACCUGGAGAAAAACCACUCAAACCGGUGGCUCCCAAGCGCCAGCCACUUGACCGUUUUAUUGGCCCUGAGCGUGCUGAGCUUCUAAGGAAACUCAAUGCUAGCAUGGGCCCGGGUCUGACGGCUGCGUGUGCACUCGCCGUGGUUCUCUCCCUUGUCCUGGGAACAGGCCACUUGAUCCAAUCCUCCAAUCCCAUCAAAGCCAUCAACCUCGCUCCCACUAGCUCACUCGCUCCAUCCUCCACCAUCCAUGCCCUCGACCCCACUUCUGCUGCCGAGACCUCGUUGGCUCUCAAGUCGCCUCACACAUCCCUUGCGGUCAAAUCCUCUACCGCCACCUCGUCAUUGGCGGUCAAGUCUCAACACACCUCGCUUUCCACCAGCUUGUCCGUUCGUGCACCGGUCAAUGAAUCCUGUUCGACUGUACCCGUGUCGAUCAACAAGGCCGAGACCACAUCCUUGUCCACUAUCCCUGUCGCGGGUACGAGCCUGUCGACCACGACUGCUUCUACUUCCACGGCUACGGCUACGUCAUCUCCUUCGUCGGCUCCGACUGCCAAGGCCCAUGUCCUUCACGAAGUCGUCGAAGAAUUCGGGUUUACCAUUGAGCGUGUUUUGGGCCUGAACUUCCGCGCGACCAUGGACGCAGUCCGCAAGUCUGACGCUGCCAUUGCCGAAGCCGUUGGCCGUGCCAACGAAGCUAUCAAGGCCGCUAGCGGAAUCGAUACCGCCGAGCAUGUCAAGCAUGCAUCGAGCGAGCUGCGCGGACGCCAUGCCGUUGCCCGUCGUACUGCCCAGCGUCAAUUGGCCAACCUCAAGCGCGGAGUGGAGAGUCUAUGGGGCGAGGAGAAGGAAGACGUCAAAGGCAAGGGAAAAGCGAAAGAAACCUUUUCCACCAAGGGAAAAGGAAAGGAAAAAGAAGUACCCCGACCCGGGCGUGAAAAGUGGCACACCUCCAAGGACACCGGCAAGCCUCCUCGUUGCGAGCGGUCUGCAAAGAAGGAUAAGCUCAAGGAGGACAAACCAAAGGGAUGCGGCAAAUGCAAUGAGAAAAAGAAGAUCAAGUCCAAGUUCCCUACUCGUGAAGAGGCGGAAAAGGCCGCCAAGUCCAAUCCAAGAGGAAAGCGGCCUAUUGCCGAGGUCGAGGUCGAAUGGACGUGGGGACCCGACGCCGAGUAUGAAUAUCCGUUCGGAUAUGGGCCCGGAACGUGUUGCAAGAGGUCCAGGAAUAUUUUAUCUUUUAGUGGAUAG